AUACUAUUCUCUCUCCCCUCACCCAUCGACUUUUAACUAAACCAUGCUGUUGUUGUUGAUAGCUAGCCAGCAUAAAGGGCUCAUCAGGACGACUGACUGAACUCAUUCGUCUCCAAUCGACUCUCAGCUGCGCGACAACGUCAUCAAUUUGGGCAGGCGAGUCUGUGUAGCCUCGGCUCUCUCCAAAUUCUAUUGUGGCUAGCUUCACAUAGGUUCUAGUUUCUGUUCGCCAAAUUAGAAAAACAGUUACCACUCUAUGCUUCAGUUAUUUGACCAUGUCAAGCAAAAAAAAAUAAAAAAUCAGAGAAUAACAAUAGAUUAUUUUAACACCGGAAUAUGCUGUUUAUCCCCUAAUGGAAAAAACAGUGGUGAUGCGAUAGCAGCCGACUAGUAUAGCACAACUGAAUGAAAAACACUCAUCAUUCACUUGCCCAUACAUGACUUGCGUAAACUCAUCCAUGGAAUCAGGAAGUAAUAAUUGGCAGCGGUUCGCUAAUGAGAAACUUAUAUUUACCGAGGCUCUGGAAGCUUCUGUUUUGUAUCGGCAAAUAACUAGACUAUAGGCUGUUAGACAAGAGUUACGCGCUGGAAAAUACAAUAUCCGUGUACCGGAGCCUAUCUUUUGGUUUAAAUAUUUUUAGUGUGCCAUUUUUAUUCUCGUAAAGUACCCGGAAGACUUGAAAUUGAUACCUUAGGUAGGGUGAGUAGGAUGGAUGUUUCUCACCUGACAGAAGAUGAAAUGGCCGAUGUAAAAAAGGAAGUCCUGACGAGACUGAGGCCUUACCUUUGUGAAAAGAUCCGGGCUGACCGUCAUUUUGACUACCUGCGCUCGCGGAAGAUCCUGACGCGAGAUGACACAGAGGAGAUCAGCUGCAGGAUCACACAGACCAAGAAAACGGGCUUGCUCCUGGACUACCUGGCUGAGAACCCUCGGGGGCUGGACGCUCUGGUGGAGUCCAUCCAACAAGGACGUACGCUCAACUUCCUGAUUACCAAGAUCACUGAUGAAGUGCAGAAGGUGAAGAACGAGAAGAUAGAGUCUCUCAGAGCAGGGGCAUCCAGUUCCUCCUCGGGCUUCCUGCCAACUCAGGACACAUCCGGGGUCAAUAAAGACCUCUCCAGGACACUGUCAUAUGAGUCCAACCUGGCAUCCACCAUGUUUUACAACGGAGAGGGGAGCCCAUGCACCUCUGACGCCCUAAGGUUCCUCAACCGGCCCGCUGCCUCCAGCCAUGGGAAGGAGGUGUUGUCAUCCAUGCGAGGGGGUAGCAUGGCUGUGUCUUCAUCCCAGGUCUCUUCCACACUGCCCAGGCCUGGAGACCCAGGGGCUCCCCCCCUGCCGCAGGAAGUGCUGCUUCUGCCAGAGGCCUCAUCUAACAUGGACGCUGGACCAGACAGGAGCACGGCGAUCAGUGGAGGGGACGUCAACUUCCAGCCCCUGAGGUCACGCUCCACACCCACUUCCAUGUCAUACAGGGACCUCUCACCUCAGCCCCCACCAAAAUCUUACUGAGAACCCCCCCCUCCUGCCCUGGACUACUUCCCAGCAUUUCUCAUAACAAACAUUCACUCUUCAAAUGUGUUGUUUGUACCAGAGUGUGUGUUUUAUCAAUGGUUUUAGUUGGGUGAUACUUUAAACAAAUAGCAACUCGUAAAUUAUGUUCCAUGCCUUACAUUAUAUACUGGGUCAUCCGAAAGCUGGACAAACCUAUUUUGGGUUCAAUAUGAAACAAGUAACUGCUUAAUUCAAAAUGUAUUAAAUAGAAAUCUCGCCUAUCUACACACAAUACCACACAAUGACAGUUUUUGCAAAUUUAUUGAAAAUGAAAUAUAGAAAUAUCUCAUUUACAUAAGUAUUCACACCCCUGAGUCAAUACUUUAUAGAAUCACCUUUGGCAGUGAUUACAGCUGUGAGUCUUUCUGGGUAACUCUCUAAGGGCUUUCAACACUUGGAUUGUGCAACAUUUGCCCAUUUAUUGUUUUCAGAAUUCUUCAAGCUCUGUCAAUUUUGUUGUUGAUCAUUGCUAGACAUACCAAUUUCAAGUCUUGCCCUAGAUUUUCAAGUAGAUUUAAGUCUAAACUGUAACUGCCUGUCAGGAACUUUCACUGUCUUCUUGGUAACCAGGUUUAACUAUAGGAUUUGCCUGUGCUUAGCUCCAUUCUGUUUAUUGUCCUUAACGAUUAACAAAUCUUUAACGAUUACAAGCAUACCCAUAACAUGCAGCCACCACUCUGCUUUAACAUUUGGAGAGUGGCACUCAGUAUUGUCUUGUAUUGGAUUUGACCCAAACAUAACACUUUGUAUUCAGGUCAAAAAGUUAAAUGCUUUACCACAUUUGUCUGUGCCUUGUUGCAAACAGGAUGCAUGUUUUGGAAUUUUUGUAUUCUGUCAAUUAUGUUAAUAUUGUGGAGUAACUACAAUGUUGAUCCAUCCCAGUUUUCUCCUAUCACAGUCAUUAAACUCUGUCACCAUUUGCCUCAUGGUGAAAUCCCUGAGCAGUUUCUUUCCUCUGGCAACUGAGUUAGGAAGGAUGCCUGUAUCUUUGUAGUGACUGGCUGUAUUGAUACACCAUACAAAGUGUAAUUAUGCUCAAAGUGAUAUUCAAUGUCUGCUUUUUUGACCCAUCUAUCAAUAGGUGCCCGCCCUUCUUUGCGAGGCAUUGGAAAACCUCCCUGGAAUUUGUGGUUUACACUUUUUACAUUUUAGUAGAUGCUCUUAGCCAUAGCGACUUACAGUAUUUCGUGCAUACAUUGUUGUUGUUUUUUCAUACUGGUCCCUUGUGGGAAUCGAACCCCACAACCUCGACUGAGGGACCUUACAGAGAAUUGUAUGUGUUUGGUACAGAGAUGAGGUAGUCAUUCAAAAAUCAUGUUAAGCACUAUUAUAUCACACAGUCCAUGCAACUUAUUAUGUGACUUGUUAAGCAAUUUUUACUCCUGAAUUUAGUUAGGCGUGCCAUAAUAAAGGGGUUGAAUACUUAUUGACUCAAGACAUUUUUAAUACAUUUUGAAACAUUUUGAAAACACUGACAUUAUGGGGUAGUGUGUGUAUGCCAAUGACAGAAGAAAUCUCAAUUUAAUAAUUUUAAAUGCAUGCUGUAUCAAAACAAUGUGUAAAAAGUCAAGGGGUGUGAAUACUUUCUGAAGGCACUGUAGGUGCACUUUAUUCUGGACUUGGACUAAGGUCGUAGGUUGUCAUUCUAUGCCAGUGACAAAAAAAUCUAAAUGUAAUAACUUUUAAAUGCAGGCUGUAACGCAACAAAAUGUGUAAAGAGUAAAGUGGUGUGAAUAGUUUCUGAAGGCACUAGGUUCACUUUAUUCUGGACUUGGACUAAGGUCGCAGUAGGUCGUCAUUCUCCAACACUGCUCCUUUCCUAUGAAUUAUGGGUGUGUGAGUUCAUGAUUGACUGUCAUCCAUAUCUAUAAAACAAUUACAUAUCUAUUGUCACGCCCUGACCUGAGAGAGACGUUUUUCUCUGUUUGGUUAGGUCAGGGUGUGACAUGGGGUGGGCAUUCUAUGUGUUGUAUGUCUAUGUUGUUUUUUUCUUUGAUUGGCCGAGUAUGGUUUCCAAUCAGAGGCAGCUGUCAUUCGUUGUCUCUGAUUGGGAAUCAUACUUAGGCAGCCCUUUUUCCCAGUCAGUUGUGGGAUCUUGGCUUUGUGUUGCAUGUGUUUGCACGCCUAGUGUUUCGGUUGUUGUAUUGUUUAUUGUUUUUGCUGGUUCACAUUGAAAAUAAAGUAUGAUGAACCCAACUCACGCUGCGCCUUGAUCUACCUUUAACGACGAACGUCACAUCUAUGCUAGCGUCAACAUGCCACACCAUGCCAGCUACAGUAGGGAUUUGUCCUUGUAAGGAUCCCAGAUCAUCAGAAGACAACUUCCCUGUAUUUACACAACACUGGAAUAA
Salmo salar (Atlantic salmon) is the source of this 3906-nucleotide messenger RNA. Its product is annotated as B-cell lymphoma/leukemia 10. Gene Ontology annotation, cellular component: cytosol; CBM complex. Gene Ontology annotation, molecular function: protein kinase B binding; transcription coactivator activity; kinase activator activity. The record is from RefSeq and is a predicted model, not a curated record. NCBI's taxonomy places the organism in Eukaryota, Metazoa, Chordata, Actinopteri, Salmoniformes, Salmonidae. Gene Ontology annotation, biological process: apoptotic process; positive regulation of extrinsic apoptotic signaling pathway; adaptive immune response.